UCCACCAUUGAAAGAAACGAUUCUUUGCGAAACCCUAGUAAUCCAAAGCUCUCUCUCUCGAAUUCUUGAUAUUCCAAGCUCUUCGGAAUCUCUCAAAGCCUUCAAAGAUGUCGGAUUUGAGACGAGAUUUGGUGCUCAUCGUUCUCCAAUUUCUCGAGGAGGAAAAAUUACUCGAUUCCAUGCACAGGCUUGAGAAAGAAACAGGUUAUAUCUUCAACCUGCAAUAUUUCAAGGAAAACUUUAUUGCUGGUGAAUGGGAUGAAGUCGAGAGUUAUCUCAGAGGCUUUAUCAAUGUCAACGAUAAUGAUUACACAAGGGAUACAUUCUUUCAGAUUUGGAAGGUCAAGUAUAUAGAGGCUCUUGAACGGAAAGACAAGACAAUGGCUCUUCACAUAUUGCGGCAGGAUUUAGGAGUUUUCUCUGAUACAAAGCAGUACAAAGAGCUGAUUCAGCUUCUUACUUUGCAAAAUAUCAUGGAGCAUGAAGAGCUUUCCCAAUAUGAGCGCAAAGCUCAUCGGAAAGUCACCUUGGAUUAUCUUGAAACACAAAUUCAAGAGAACCCUCUUCUUCAUGGCAAAUUGGCGCCUCCUUCUCUGGCACCUGCAACUCUACGUUCUCUAGCACGAUGUACCCAGCCUGCUCCUAGUCAAAACCAUUCGCUAGAAUCUUAAAAAGGCAACCUUCUAGCUGUUUCCACAAGGGAUGGUUUUAAGAUUCUAGCGAAUUCAACAGGUUGCAAACUUCUGCAAUAAGUCAUGCACUUUGCUAUGUUUCUACAUACCUUCCUCAAUAGCCUAGUUGUUCCUCUGAUGCAGUGACUGUAAUGCGGCUUGCAAUGUGUUUUGCUUUAGAUUCUGUUUGACUCUGUCUCCUCUUUAGCUUUUCCCUUUUCUUCUUUAGCUUUUAGUUUUCUUCUUCUACUUCAUUGAACUUUUCCUGCAACCGAAUAUGUUCAUAGUAAAUGUAAUGCAGAUUCUCGCAAUGCGUUUUGUUUUAGAUUCUGUUUGAUUGUUACCACUUCCAACUUGUGUCUCCUCUUAUAGCUUUUCCAUAUUUUUUCUUUCACUUCUCGUUUUCUUCUUCUACUUCAUUGAACUUUUCCUGGAACGGAAUAUGUUCAUAGUGGGAGCCCAAAACUCAGAAAAAAAUGCCACGCUCACUCACACACCAAUGGUUUAUCGAUUAAAAUAUGAAAAAUUUGUGUUACCUCAGCAGCUUCUCUGAGUCUAACAAGAACUCCAGCGGUAUUCAAUCUUGAGGCUUACGUUUUCCUUCUUCAAAAAAUCCCUUUCUCUUUCUAUUUCUUUUCACUUUCUACUUCAAGGGCUUAGAGCUCAGUAGAAAGUGAAUUAGCAGAACCAGAACCCCAACCCAUUUUACCAGCCUUUGAUACUUACUGCUUCUUCAACUCCAGUAUCCACUCCACCGUUGCUUUAUGGUUUACGCCUAAGUCAUUUUACUUCUCUUGUAGCUCUGUGUAGUGUUCAACAAAUCUGGCCUGACCAAGAACAGCUAUUGGAAGUGCAUCCUCUGACUCCUCAGAAAAUAGUUUCUCUUGUUUAAGCUGUGCUUCAACUCUGUUAUCCCUUCUAUAUGAU
Molecule: messenger RNA, 1598 nt
Organism: Arabidopsis lyrata subsp. lyrata
Lineage: Eukaryota; Viridiplantae; Streptophyta; Magnoliopsida; Brassicales; Brassicaceae
Product: topless-related protein 3
Exons: 4
Coding region: 108-671 (187 amino acids)
Biological process (GO): regulation of DNA-templated transcription
Molecular function (GO): protein binding
Source: RefSeq, a predicted model, not a curated record